CUAAUAAUCACAUGUUGACGAAAGCCCCUACGUUUGCCCGCCCCACACGCUUCCAUCCCUCGGUCAGCCCAACCUAUAUAACUUUCAUUUGCCAUCUAUUUGCAUUCAUUUUCCAAUUUGAGACAAUUCAUAAACCUCUCAAUGGGAAGAAGACCUGCAAGGUGUUACCGCCAAAUCAAGAACAAGCCGUACCCAAAAUCCCGGUUCUGUCGUGGUGUGCCAGAUCCCAAGAUCAGAAUCUAUGAUGUGGGCAUGAAGAAGAAGGGAGUCGAUGAAUUCCCGUUCUGUGUGCACUUGGUCAGUUGGGAGAAGGAAAAUGUGUCGAGUGAGGCCCUCGAAGCUGCUCGUAUUGCUUGCAACAAGUACAUGACCAAGUACGCGGGAAAGGAUACUUUCCACCUGAGGGUGAGAGUCCACCCUUACCAUGUCCUGCGUAUCAACAAGAUGUUGUCGUGUGCCGGAGCUGAUAGGCUCCAGACAGGUAUGAGGGGUGCUUUUGGUAAACCACUGGGUACUUGUGCUCGUGUUGCUAUUGGACAGGUUCUUCUCUCUGUCCGUUGCAAAGAUGCCCACAGCCAACAUGCUCAGGAGGCGCUGCGCCGUGCAAAAUUUAAGUUCCCUGGUCGUCAAAAGAUCAUAGUUAGCAGGAAGUGGGGAUUCACUAAAAUCGACCGAUCUGAUUAUGUGAAGUUGAAAUCAGAGAACAGGAUUCUGCCUGAUGGUGUCAAUGCCAAGCUUCUAGGAUGUCAUGGGCCCUUGGCUGAUCGUCAACCAGGAAGAGCAUUUUUACGGUCGAGCAUAACUGCUUAGAAUACUAGAAGUCGAUCGGAUAUUAUUCAAUAAAUAGUGUUGUAUUAUUAUGUUUAAACUAUGUUAAGAAUUGAUGUUAUACCUAUAUAUAUAAUUGUGACCUCGUAUUUGGUAUGUCUGAUACCUUUUACACUUUGUACCUUAAUAUUGUGGAGCCACUUUGUGCUUUGAUUUGGUCUUGGAAGGAGAUUGUUCUACAUUGUAUCAACAAGUUAUAUUGUUAAAGACUCUCUUCGGAUU
Molecule: messenger RNA, 1050 nt
Organism: Olea europaea var. sylvestris
Lineage: Eukaryota; Viridiplantae; Streptophyta; Magnoliopsida; Lamiales; Oleaceae
Product: 60S ribosomal protein L10-like
Exons: 4
Coding region: 142-810 (222 amino acids)
Biological process (GO): ribosomal large subunit assembly; translation
Cellular component (GO): ribosome; cytosolic large ribosomal subunit
Molecular function (GO): structural constituent of ribosome
Source: RefSeq, a predicted model, not a curated record